UUUAUUAUUUACAUUUGCAAGUUCAAUGAGAAGAUUUUUUCUCAAAUUAUAACAUAGUGCUCUUCCUUUUUAAAGUUAAAAGCUAAACUUUAAAAAUGUUAACAAGGACUUUUGGAAUUGUAUUAGAUAUAUUACGACCUGAAAAAUUCCAGGUGAUUUCAAGAUUCGGUAUAAAAUAUUUUGCACCUCCGAAGAACUAUGAUGAUAUUGAAAUACCUGAACGAACAAGAUUAAAAUUGUUUGACAAAGUUCCUAUGUAUCCAUCAAAUAUUAAACCCCCAAAAAUGCAAAAGAGGCUUCGUUACAUGAGAGGACCAGAAACAAUACAUAAUACUUUACAAUUAAAGCAAUAUGGGGUUGUGGCGAGGGGCGGUGGUAGAUUAAGACAUGAACACUUUGAAAUGAUACGUCUUCAAGUGGCACGACGGCUGGAUCAAAAGAGAAUGUUUGCUAUAUGGCGUGUAGACCCACCCUGGCAACCAGUUACAAAGAAAGGCCAAGGUCAAAGAAUGGGAGGUGGAAAAGGAGCUAUUGAUCAUUACUGCACACCUAUAAAAAGUGAUCGUAUUAUCUUUGAGAUCGGAGGGAAAUGUGAAUAUGCUGAGGUUCAUACUAUGUUGAGAAUAAUAGCAGAGAGAUUACCAUUUAAAGCUGAACCGGUCUCACAAGAAAUAAUGGAAAAGCAAGCAGUUGAAGAAAAGUGGAAGGAAGAAAAUAAUUUAAAUAAGUAUACAAUGAAAUAUUUAAUACAGAAUAAUAUGCAAGGGUGCAAUACUCACAUAUCCAAAUAUGAUCACCGUUGGUAUGGGAAAUAUGUGUAAAUAGCCAAUUUUGUAUAAUAAUGUAGUUUUAUGUUA
Molecule: messenger RNA, 857 nt
Organism: Pieris napi
Lineage: Eukaryota; Metazoa; Arthropoda; Insecta; Lepidoptera; Pieridae
Gene: mRpL16
Product: 39S ribosomal protein L16, mitochondrial
Exons: 5
Coding region: 96-821 (241 amino acids)
Biological process (GO): mitochondrial translation
Cellular component (GO): ribosome; mitochondrial large ribosomal subunit
Molecular function (GO): structural constituent of ribosome; rRNA binding
Source: RefSeq, a predicted model, not a curated record